Molecule: messenger RNA, 3021 nt
Organism: Cloeon dipterum
Lineage: Eukaryota; Metazoa; Arthropoda; Insecta; Ephemeroptera; Baetidae
Gene: Gr63a
Product: Gustatory receptor 63a
Exons: 10
Coding region: 269-1780 (503 amino acids)
Biological process (GO): male courtship behavior; sensory perception of taste; chemosensory behavior
Cellular component (GO): membrane; dendrite; neuronal cell body
Source: RefSeq, a predicted model, not a curated record
UCGGCAAAAUUUGUUUUCUACGGAUUUUUGCUUUAUUGAUUGGCCUUUUAACAUUUUGAACGGUUUCGAGAAACUAAUAGUUAUGGUUCAUAUUACUUAAAAUUCAAUGAUGCGUGCUCAUGUCGCUGAAACGCUCAGAAAAAAAUGUUGUCCGUCUAAAUUUUUAAACCGAGCAAUAAUUCAUCAAAACAAGUUGUGCAAUACGUCUUAGGCGCAUCAAUAAAAGUCAUAAACCACCUCGACAUUUGCGCCAAAAUGGAUAUUAAGAAUGUUCGAUCGAUGGCACUGUCAGAGGUUUACUAAUGAUAAUGGCACGUUGCUCAAUUCAGGAGGGUGGUGUCCCUUUAGUCGCCUGACGGCCAACUUUUGUCUAUUCUUUGCUAUUCACACCGUCAAAAUGGACCUUCCACAGCACCGGAGCCGAGGAAAUGUUGGCUUUUCGGAGCAGACCGACGCCUACUUGCGCAGAAUUUUAAUGGAUCGCGUCUACGAAAAUGAUGACGUCCUCUUCACAAAAACUUUCAAACCACCAAAAGAAGGAGACAACAUUUCUUCGGGACUUAAAGCGCCUCAAGAAACUUUUUACAAGGACGACAUUCCUUCCUUGACAGAAGCCAACCGACCCUUUUACACUUUGCUACGUGCGCUGGGUUGCGUACCAUACAGCUUAAAUGCCAGGGGCGACGUAAAUGCGAACAAACUGAUCGUGGUCUACUCAAUUGCUUUCUACAGCUUAAUCGUGUACAUCGUUUAUCAGGAAGUUCCGGCUAGACUCAACUUUUCAGGCCUGGACACAGCGGUCGACAAUGCGAGGACGCUUUUUAGCUACGCAAAAGUCGCUCUCGUCCCAUUUAUCAUCUGGCUCCCGUUUCGUCGUGUCAGCAAGUUUUUCAAAGCAACUUUUAAGUUUCACUCCAAUUAUUAUCGAAUGACGGGCGAAGUAAUUGUUCUGGAGUGGGAAAAAAUUACACCAUACAUAGCGGUUGGAAUUCCAGUUUUCAGUGCGUGCAUUGCUCUGUAUUCGUACCUGAGCUUGCAUCAUGUCAUUCGCAUGAAUAUUCUGACUGGCUUCCUCAUCUGGUCGACCUAUACCGUGACUAUAGGCAUGGAUUUUAUGUGGUGCACACCGCUCAUGGUUUUGGGCAAAACGGCUGAGGUUCUCAUCACCACCCUGAAAAAAAAAUUUGCCACCGUGGAAAAAGACUCGGCAAUGCAGGAAUAUCUGGUGCGCGAAUACCGCGCCCUGUGGCUUGACCUUUCGAAGGCACUGCAGUGCAACAACGACGUCAGCACCAUGACCUUCACUUACCACGCCCUCCACGUGUUUCUGAUGCUCACGAUGAAUCUGUACGGCCUGCUGAAUGGACUGCGACUGCCCUGGUCAACCGAUCAAAAUUUGAGACUCAUCGGCACAAUCGUGUACUUAGUGGAGCUUUGGUUGAUGGCCAAUGCAGCCCACUACUGCACCACCAAGUUUGAAGACAUCCAGUGGGAUCCGUUCUUCCUAAUCCCGUCCAUUGACACUCCGGAGGCAGUGCGACGAGAGAUGUCCACUUUUUUGGACGUGGCCGUGGCCGCGCCGCAUGUCGUUGACAUCGGCGGCUUCGUCUGCAUCAAUCGCAGUUGGCUGACCAAUAUGCUGGGCAAUUUGCUGAGCAGUCUGAUCAUCUUGCUUCAGUUCAGGGUGCAGCAGAGCGACGAACCAGCUGUUACGACGACAACCGCUGGACAAGUCGAUAACACGACGGCUUCGACCGUUGCACCUAGUGCAUCGAAUUAAUAAGAGAGAAAGUUGCCGAAUUGAUGAUUCCAGUUUUAAAUCAAAAAGCUAAUACCCUAGGCUGGGUUAAAUUACUUUCACAUCAGGCACUUAAUUUAACAUUUUUUUUGCCAGUUGGGUUGGGGCUUGAAUACGGUAUUUUCUAUAAUAUUUUCGCGCCGGAGCUGGUUACAUAUCAUGUGCUUUUCAGAAAGAUAUAUAUACAGGGUCACUUUUCAUAACAAGUUCGGCCUCCUAAAUAUGAAUGUAAUUUUGGCUGAACUUUAAAUUAUCUUUUUAAAAUACUUUUUAGAGUAAGAAUCACUAAUAUCCCCUGAUUUAAAAAAUAGUGUUAAAAGGGGCCAGUAAACUUUUGUUUGGGUUCCAAACGAGUUUAAAGCGGAUCUGUAUGGAUUAAUUACUGCUUAUUUGUUUGUUGAAAAUUGGUGAAUGUCCACUCAAUACGUUUUUAUUCAAUAUUCGUUACUUCCUAUCCUUUUUUUCUAGUUUUUGACUUAAUAAAGUUUAGCGUCAGUUCAAAAGAAAUAUUGAACAUCUUUUUCAAGCACAAACUGGUGUGGAAACAUUUUUUUACCUCCAAUAUCGGUGUUUGCGAAAUUUUAACAUUUUUGAAAUGGAUAUUUCGACCCUCCGAAGUAUGAUUUAGGUUUUUUUUGAAAAUCAUCUUAUGUGCCAAUUUGUUCUUCAUACAUAUUAACAUAAAAAAAUUAGGCAAAACUCGCUGUUUAUAAUCCCAGCCCACUACUGACGUGACUUUUUUUAUUGACAUUUUUUCUAGCAUGAUAUGACGACUUUUGUAUGGGAUUAAAAACCGGACAUGAAUAACCAGCAUUCCAUCAAGGAUUAAUAAAACACACGAGAAUACAUAAAUCAGAUCAUGUUUCAGCUCUCUCUCUCUCUCUCUCUCUCUCUCUCUCUCUCUCUCUCUCUCUCUCUCUCUCUCUCUCUCUCUCUCUCUCUCUCUCUCUCUCUCUCUCUCUCUCUCUCUCUCUCUCUCUCUCUCUCUCUCUCUCUCUCUCUCUCUCUCUCUCACACACACACGCACGACUUAAUGAACAGUGUCGUCGCAUAAAUCUUAUUAUGCUAAUUUAUUGCCAGCGAUUUAUUUUUUUUGUUGAAAACGCAUUUUGACGCAGAAGCAAGAAAAUAAGGUGUUACCAUUGCCAAUAGUCUCCGUUUCAUUACUUCUCUGUUAAUAUGCCGAAAACUGGUUUCCAAAAAUAAAAGUGAAAUCUUGUCUG